Microcebus murinus (gray mouse lemur) is the source of this 3074-nucleotide messenger RNA. RefSeq names its product ETS variant transcription factor 4 (gene ETV4). Gene Ontology annotation, molecular function: DNA-binding transcription factor activity, RNA polymerase II-specific; sequence-specific DNA binding. The record is from RefSeq and is a predicted model, not a curated record. Gene Ontology annotation, cellular component: nucleus. Lineage: Eukaryota; Metazoa; Chordata; Mammalia; Primates; Cheirogaleidae. Gene Ontology annotation, biological process: regulation of transcription by RNA polymerase II; cell differentiation.
UUUGUGGGCUUGCCAGGUGGCAUGUGAUCAAGUGAAGCCAUUAAGCCUAGAACAUCUCCCCAUGAGUUUUUAACCUUCCCAUACGUUUACCAGUUCACAUAUCCAGCCCACCCACCCACUUUUUCCCCAUAAAUUUAAAAAGGAAUGGUCAUUUUUCUAUUAGCAAACUUAUAUUCAAAUAAAAAGAUAAGGGGGCUGUAGAUCCUGCCCUUGGGUAACUUGUGACUCAAUAGGAAAGUUAAGGCAUUGCUUUGUAUUUAACAGGUGUUUGAGGUUUUAAUUACUUACUAAGACCAAAUUACUGUGCCAGGAACAUGAAUGUUGGAGUUAGAGGAUAUUAAAUACAAAGAUGCAUAGCAUAUGUCUUUGGUCCCUAUCCCCACUGAAGUUUAAAAAUACAAAGGGGUUGAAUGAAGAGAAACAUGAACUUGAAACUAGCCAGGCUCAUCAUUCCUACUAGCUCCCAGCAAGAACACAGGGUUAAUGUGUGGUUUCCACUUCCUGUUAAAGCCUCCCAGUGAUUGGGUGACCCAUCACCCUGUCUAAAGCUGGGUACCAGAAGUAAGGACUGCUUUAAAUUCUAGCUCCACCUGGCUGCUGACCAGAGUCGAGGUGCACUCAGCCAUGCUCAUAAAUAGUUACAGUUCAAGGCCCCAAGUGCAGAGGGAGGACCAUUCUCAGGAAGGACCCAGAAAACCCUGCCUUCUCUUCUUUCCUCCGGGCUUCUGUAACACGGUUGUUAUCCCCAAAUCUGAGUUCAUGUGCAAAAUUGCAUUAGAAAAAUAAAUUAAGAGAUUAGAGUAGGCUCAGGGUGGCUAGGAUUUUAGAAUUUCUCUUUCCUGGUGCCCACAUUCUCAAACCCUGCCCCAGUGAGAACCGGAUGGGUGCUGCUGUCCUCAAACCUGGGGCACAAGCCUGAGCCAGGCUUGGCAGUGAGAUGGAGAGAGGAGGAGGGAGGCACUCUUGCCGCUGACCUUCAAAGGCCGUAGACCGGAGGGGAUCGUGUUACAUGCCCUUGAACUCCUGCCCCUCCCCCUCAGCUUCUUGAAUGGAGUCAGGAAUUCCAUUCACAAAAUGGAGGCAUGAAUGAGCCCACCCUCCCGCCUCCUCCCAGAGGUGUCGGGUUUCACCAUCUCCUCUUUCAUAGGUGGGAGUGGAGGGGGGAGGGCGGGAAGGGGCUGGAACUUCAACGGGUGGCUUCACACAGCCGACUCCCCGAGGUGGAGCGGGGAGGUUUCUAUCCUAUGGAAUGGAACGAAAUGCAGUGGAAUGUGCUUUGCUGUUAAACCUGAAAACACACAGUCUAAUGCCCAAUGCCUGUUCCCCAGAAGCAGGCAGGCGCACACUCUCUCUGUCUCUGUCCCUUUCUCUGUCACACAUACACACACACACACACACACACACACACACACACACACACACACGCAGGCACAGGACUGGGAACCUGACCUGCUGACCGGACAUUUGCCCAUUCCGAGGGAGUCUUAGGCGUGGACACUGAGCCCUUUCCCCGGAGGUUCAUCUCACCCCCCCUCCUCCCCCUGAACUCACAGGAAACAGCUGCUCCCUGGAAUCUUGGGCCUUGUGGAACAGCUUGCCCAGCCCCAGCUGCUGCCAGCCAUGCCCUCCGCCUCAGCCCUCACACCGAGGGGCUCAAGCCUCAGACUCCCUCUGGGAGAACUUCCCCUGGGGUUUGGUGGUGGGCAGGCAACUGGGAAAAGAACAGUGGCCCGGAAAGCAGGCUGGCAGGAAGAACUUGGUGAAUAUGUCACCGGGUGUGCGUCAAUGUACCUCCACACAGAGGGCUUCUCCGGGCCCUCUCCAGGUGAUGGGGCCAUGGGCUAUGGCUAUGAGAAAUCUCUGCGACCAUUCCCAGAUGAUGUCUGCGUUGUCCCUGAGAAAUUUGAAGGAGACAUCAAGCAGGAAGGGGUUGGCGCAUUCAGAGAGGGGCCACCCUACCAGCGCCGGGGUGCCUUGCAGCUGUGGCAGUUUCUGGUGGCCCUGUUGGAUGACCCAACGAAUGCCCAUUUCAUUGCCUGGACGGGCCGGGGGAUGGAGUUCAAGCUGAUUGAGCCUGAGGAGGUCGCCAGGCUCUGGGGCAUCCAGAAGAACCGGCCGGCCAUGAAUUAUGACAAGCUGAGCCGCUCGCUCCGAUACUAUUAUGAGAAAGGCAUCAUGCAGAAGGUGGCUGGUGAGCGUUACGUGUACAAGUUUGUGUGCGAGCCUGAGGCCCUCUUCUCCCUGGCCUUCCCGGACAAUCAGCGUCCGGCUCUCAAGGCUGAGUUUGACCGGCCGGUCAGUGAGGAGGACACGGUCCCUUUGUCCCACUUGGACGAGAGCCCCGCCUACCUCCCAGAGCUGGCUGGCCCUGCCCAGCCCUUUGGCCCCAAGGGUGGCUACUCCUAUUAGCCCCCAGCGGCUGCUCCCCUGCCGCAGGCGGGUGCUGCCCUGUGUACAUACAGAUGAAUUCGGGGAAACCUUCACUUGGAAACCCAUGACAUCUCCGGGGCAGAUCUCCACUGUCCCGUCAGGCUGCUCCCCAGAGUCACUGGAAAGGAAAAGUGGAGAAAGGGCAAGUCUAAAGGUGGCAUCUCAGGACUCCCUGGGGGUUCCCCUUUGCCCUGGGGAGUUCAGCUCAGCCUCGUCCCAGGUUCUGCUUAGAGGCCCGAGCUUCACUCCCUUUUCCCAACCACAGAGAACAAGAGUUUGUUGUGUUCCAGGGGACAUAGAAGGAGCUUCCCUAUUUUAUCCUGGCAGGGGGGUGAGGGGGUUCAUUGAGCUCCCCAGAUCCUCCACUGUGGGGAGACUGAAGCCUUGAACUCUGCACUCUGCCCCAAGCUGUGGCCCUGGGGGGCCUCAGUUGUCAGUUCUUGGUGCUCUGUUCCCAGAGGCAGGGGGAGGGUGAAGGAAGGAACCUGGGAUGGAGCAUGCUGGGUGGAGGUAGGGAGAGAUGGGUCCCUGCUCCAAGGGGCCCUGGCCUCCCCUCUACCUUCGCCUAGGCCCAAGCCUGGGGUUCUAAUUCUACUUCCAUCACACCUGCCAGACCUUAAUAAAAGCGCCUGCUUCUCCUGUUA